AUGCCGAGGAACAACUCUCUCUUUUGGCCCUCAGAGCUGGACAUUUCUCUGCAGGAUGUCUCAAACUUUUCUCGCUCCCCUGCGCUGCCUGAGUGGGAAGCUCCCACGUUCACCCGGGCGGCACAGUUCCGAGUUGGAGCCACACUGGUGCUCUUCCUGUUUGCAGCAGUCAGUAACCUGGCACUUCUCAUCAGCGUGUGCCGCGGACGGGGACGACGCCUGGCUUCUCACCUGCGGCCUCUCAUUACGAGCCUGGCUGCAGCAGAUCUGAUGAUGACAUUCAUCAUGAUGCCACUGGACAUGGUGUGGAACGUGACGGUGCAGUGGCAUGGUGGUGACGGUCUUUGCAAGUUACUUAGCUUCCUUAAGUUGUUUGCCAUGCAGGCCUCUGCAUUCAUCCUGGUGGUAAUCAGUCUGGACCGCCAUCAUGCCAUCCUGCACCCACUCGACACCAUUAAUGCACACUGGCGGAACAAGAGAAUGCUGAUGCUGGCAUGGAGCCUCAGCUUGCUCCUCGCCUCACCACAGUUGUUUAUCUUCAGGGCAAUUAAAGCCGAAAAAGUUGAUUUCACUCAAUGUGUGACACACGGGAGUUUCCACGAGCGAUGGCAGGAAACAGUUUACAACAUGUUCCACUUUGUCACUCUCUAUGUCAUCCCGCUGCUAGUCAUGAGCUGCUGUUACACACGUAUCCUUGUCGAGAUCAACAGUCAGGAGCGCAAAAAUAAAGCAGGGGAGUCAUGUCUCCGGCGCAGCCGAACAGAUAUGAUCCCUAAAGCAAGAAUGAAGACACUGAAGAUGACCAUAAUCAUCGUCCUGUCAUUCAUAGUCUGCUGGACUCCAUAUUACCUGUUGGGGAUCUGGUACUGGUUCCAACCAGAAAUGCUGAAGGUCACUCCUGAGUAUGUCCACCACCUGCUCUUUGUCUUUGGUAAUCUGAAUACCUGCUGUGACCCAGUAAUCUACGGCCUGUACACUCCCUCUUUCCGCGCAGACCUUGCGCGCUGCUGGGCCUGCCGUUCAACUAGCGAAUCUCCUCGUUCUUUGGAACGACUCUCUGCACGACAGGGGCCUCACAGCGCAGAGCAGGAGUCUGAUCCUGCUAGUGUAAAAGGGGUUGAGGGGUAA
Messenger RNA from Tachysurus vachellii, 1128 nucleotides. Its product is annotated as gonadotropin-releasing hormone II receptor-like. Lineage: Eukaryota; Metazoa; Chordata; Actinopteri; Siluriformes; Bagridae. Gene Ontology annotation, molecular function: peptide binding; gonadotropin-releasing hormone receptor activity. The record is from RefSeq and is a predicted model, not a curated record. The transcript has 3 exons. The coding region runs from base 1 to 1128 and encodes 375 amino acids. Gene Ontology annotation, cellular component: membrane. Gene Ontology annotation, biological process: G protein-coupled receptor signaling pathway.